CUCUUGAACACAAGUGUGCUCCCCCUGCUCUCUCUGCUGCAUAAUACUGUUAAGUGGCAUCAUUACGUUGCGCUUACGUAUGUCUUGUUUUUAAUUGCUGUGGACGUCACUGCGCAUGCGCGUGUCUGACAGUUACUACGCGGCGCACAUGCACAUGCAGUCUUGGAGAACUCCCGUAAGGACUGCAAAGUGCGGCGGGCUGGAGGGGCGAGAUGUCGGAGGAGGGCUGCGGGCUGACGACGACGACGACAACAACAACAACAACACGGCGAGCUGUUGAUGAUGACGAUGUGCGCUUAGCUCGGCAACGACCUCCCCUUGUUUAAAGCCGGCCAGCCCGCCUGGGCGAGUCGGCCCUUCCAGGGGCUCCUCGUCUGGUGCACCGCGGUUCAGACCGGUACUCCUGCGAUGGCCGAAGAGGACGCCCAGCAGCAGCAGCAGCACGCGGACCGAGGGGCGGGUAGUUUCCAGCCCGGUCUGCUGUCCGGGCUGCAGGGCGCCGAGGCCGGGGCUCUGCAGCUCCGGAUCAAGAACUCCAUCUGCAAAACGGUUCAGUCAAAAGUGGACAACAUUCUGCAAGAUGUUGAAAAGUUCACAGACAUCGAAAAACUCUACCUGUACCUGAAGUUGCCUUCGGGUCCCAUCAGCAGCUGCAGCAGUGAGAAAAGUGAUCAGAGUGCUGUGUCAUCAAGCCGCAUGCAGCAGAUGCAUGCGUUCAACUGGAUCCGCAAUCAUUUGGAGGAAUACCCAGAGACCUCGCUCCCAAAACAGGAAGUUUACGAUGAAUACAAAAGCUUCUGUGACAAUCUCAACUACCAUCCACUCAGUGCUGCAGACUUUGGCAAAAUGAUGAAAAAUGUCUUCCCCAACAUGAAGGCACGUCGACUGGGCAUGAGAGGGAAAUCAAAAUAUUGCUAUAGUGGACUGAGGAAGAGGCCCUUUGUUCACUUUCCAUGUUUACCAAGUCUGGAGCUACACAAAACCGGAGAAGGACUGCAGUGUGAUGGACUAGAUUCAGCAGGCCACCUCGGCAGCAUGAAGGAGGAGGUUCGCUUCGCUGCUUGUGAUUUGGUGUGUGAGUGGGCUCAAAAGGUGUUGAAACGGCCGUUUGAGGCAGUGGAAGAGUUGGCUCGCUUCCUGAUGGACAGCCACUACAUCAGCAACAAGUCCCUGGCAGCUCUCACCAUUAUGACGGACGCGGCAACAGAAGUGAAGCCUCUGCAGGCAGUUUCAGCUUUUGUGUCCACCACCGACGCACACUGCUUCCAGCCUCAACCGACAACUCUGUCAUCUCCAACUGUCGAUGCCAAGCAACAGCUCCAGAGGAAGAUCCAGAGGAAGCAACAAGAACAAAAGCUGCACUCACCUUUACCCGGAGAGGCUCUGAUCAAGGCGGUGGAUGACAGCAGCGGGCAAUGUGGUAGUCCAGUCUCUCCUUCGCCUCCGCCAACCAUAGGCAUUGUGGUUGCUGCCGUCCCAAGACCCGUCACGACACAGCAAAGCGGCCAGCUGAUGUCUGCCAGUCCAGUGGGAACCGGGGAGGGCAAACUACUGCCUAUAAACUUCCAAGUGGUGACCCAGCCAGUUCAGCCACUGAUACAAACCCCCAAAAGCUCCCAGAAUAUUCUGUCGAGUCCAGUGGGGGAACGCACAGCUCGGCAGCGCUAUCCUCAAAUCCUUCCCAAGCCAGCGACCACCACUGCUAUUGCCCUGUGCUCGCCGUCCACCAUGAUUAUUGCCAACAACCCCAUCAAGACCGUGAUGACCACGUGUCACGUCAGUCCUGUGAGUCUGGUCAAGAUGACAGCCAUCUCACUUGCAGCCUACGGCGGCAACGCCACUACUUCAGUUACAAACACCACUUUGAGGCCAGCAUCUGCAGGCAUCAGCAGCUGUACCAUGUCAGACGACACCCUGAGAUCCCGUCAGGAUAUGAGGAGUAGCUCUGCCCUCCCCAUUCUGGCCCCGAUGACGAGGCCUCAGCAGGUUGACGCCCAUGAUAUCGAUGUCGAAAUGGAGGUUGAGGGUAUCCACAAGAACAGAGAAAACCAAAAUGUGAACAGUGUAAUGAUGACACACAGGGCUGCUAGCGUGCCCAUACCUCAAACUAAAAGCUUCCACACCAUGAAGGAAACUUCCACCUCGAAUUAUGAUGCAAAUAUCCCCGUGAGCACCAACCCCACAGCAGUCACUGAAGCUGGCCUUAGCAUUGACAACAACACAACUAAUACAAGCUCUCUGCACUUAGCUCCCUUCUGUCAGAAUAUGAGACCUACCUCAACAUGCAACGCCAACAGAGUAUCUUCAUUUGGGGAAGGAAUCUGUGCAACGAAGAGCUUCCGGAAGCGCUCAGGCCUCAGUCCCGUCCCCUCUCCUAUCAAGAGGGCUUUUCUGUCCCCUCAUCCAGAAGAGGGCACUGCUGACGUUGGAUACGGCAAUCGAAGACCUGAGAGUGCGCCAGUCGCCCAGGAGAUGGAGGUGAAAAUGAACUCUCUCCUGCCCGGUCAAGUCCAUACACUUGGCAAUGCCUCUUUCAGAGCCAGCGGCUUCUUCUCUGUUGCCAAAACACAGAACUCAAUGCAGAAGAAAAACACUUGCAAUCUUAUGGAAACGUGUACCAGUCUCGGUCACCCAAUAAUGCAGCAACCAGAGGAGCACAUGAUGUCUGACGUGCAUUCCAUACCGAAUACUUCAAAUUUGUCAGCCGGUCAACAACAUGUUCAGACCUACGCUCACGUGAACCCUGUUUCUGGACCUUCGGAUUUUUUGGAUCAAGCAUCCACGUCAAGCCAACUCCCUAUGCAGACAGAAAUAGGGUACUUCCCAUUUGAUGAUGAUGUCACUCAGGACAGCAUUGUGGAAGAGCUGGUCCAGAUGGAAGAGCAGAUGAAGCUGAACAAUAAACAAGAGUUUGGACACGGCGUCACGCUGCAAGGGCAGCAGGCUGUGAUGUCACACAACAUGAUGUCCACCAAUCAGACUGUGAACACUUUUUACCAUGCUGCCAACAGCAGCGGCGUCAGCAAUCUAGUCCAAACACCAACACCAACGCCCACGCCUACGGCAGAAAUGACAGGUGCUCAAGGUUUGACCGGAGAGAGCCCCUGCUCGCGGAUCACCCCUAUAACGCCAGUCGACAGCGCCCUCGGAAGCAGUCGACACACUCCCGUCGGUACUCCUCUCUCCAACUGCAGCAGCACUGUGCCUCCCAGCCCCGUGGAGUGCAGGAAUCCCUUUGCAUUUACACCCAUCAACUCGAGCAUGACUAGUUUCCACGACAGCAGCACGGUCUCCAGCAGCCCCGUCAAGCCCAUGCAGAGGCCAACAGCCACCCACCCGGAUAAGACCAGGCUGGACUGGAUGAAUAAUAGCUACAACAGCAACAAUGGGAUCUUCAAUAAAUCAAACAAUGCCGUGGGAAUCUUGCCCGGCUAUCAAGGCCUCAUAGAUGACCACUUUCAAAAGCCUCACGCCUUCGCCGUCCCUCACGCAAGGCACCACGAUGGCCAUUUUGGCCGUUUGACUCCCAUUUCCCCUGUGCAGCAGCAGGUAGCCAGCAUGGCGAGCACGACCAAGCAGGAGGGCUUCGCCGUGCCUGCUCCUCUGGAUAACAAAGCCAGCAACCUUCCCGCGAGUGGAUCUUUUCGAUGUCGCAGUGUUAGCCCCGCCAUACACCAGAGGAACUUGGUGGGGAGCACAGGAACUAGUGGCCUUCACAGUAUCCACCACACGCAGUGUGUCUCCCCGUUUAACUCUGCGGUAACGCCUGAGGUGUUAAACAUUUUAGCCAACAACCAGGGAAAUCUUGCGGUGAGCAGCGUGGCUCAAAGGAGUCGCUCUGUGCCCCUCAACAUCAUGAUGCAGACGGAGGUUCGACCAUUGCCGGGCCAGCAAUGCAGCGGCAAAAAUAUCGCUGAUGUUCUUCUGACUAAGCUGGAUGGGGACCACGACAAUGCGCGAGGUAUGGGCAUGAAAAAUGUGCCUUCGAGCUACACGGCGCGUAUGAAUCUCACUCAGAUCCUCGAGUCUGAGAACUUCAGCCCAAUCCAUUUGGACUCCACCAGCACACUCAUGUCACAAAGGCCAAUUUACCUCAAUAAUGAACAAAUGUUUUUCUCUGCAAGUGAUAGGCGAGCACACUCGGCCUCUGGGGGGCGGCAGCAGCAGCAGCAGGCCCAGUCCACACAGCAACCUUUAAUUUCACAGCGACAGCAGUUGGGUUUCAGUGGCCCCUUUAAAGACGUCCAACCAGACAACAGCCUUACUACCGGCAAUGCGCUGGUGCAACAGGUGUCGGAGCUAGCAGCGGGCGGGGCCGAUUUUCCAUGUGAACUCAGAAUGACCUCGGAUCUGUCCAGUAGCAUCAAUGACCUUAAUACACUGGAUGCAAACCUUCUCUUUGACCCCAGUCGUCAGCAAGGGCAAUAUCAAAGUGCAGCUCCGGAAGAGUUGCCCGAACAGGCACUUUUUCAGCAAAUCGCCAGUGACACGACACAUUCUGGUGGACUUGAGUGGCUUGAGAGCAAAGAUCACACAACUGUCGGGCUGAUGGGAUGAAUGCGGAGCCUGUUAAAAUCAUGUUGAAUCCGUGGUGACCGUCAGCGGUUUGAUGUUUUCCCACUUUGAAAGCAAACAGGACGCUAUCCGGUUUGUCCAGUUUAAUUAAGUGCCCACCUGAGCUGAAAUAAUGCUGCAGCCCUUUUAUCAAAAUGCUGGUCAUUUCUUUUCAUGUCAUAUUUUUGCUGUAACAGCAUUUGUGACACAAGCAAAAGCUGGGGAUGAAAUUCUUACCUUUUUAAUGUUUCUCCAUCUAUUUUAUACCAAAAAAAAAAAAAAAAUCAAUUCAAUUAAAAAUGUUUUGUAUUUUCUGUACAUAAUUGAAAAAUUGCUAAAUUUGCAGAAUAUAUUCUACAUCGCUGACAAGAAUUAUCUAGUAAAGUCCCAAGAAAUUAUGCUCGCCACUGGACUUGAUAAUAAUGACGUGCCCGUGAUGUUGUGCAAUGUGGAUUCGCUAUCCAACUCACGUGUGAGCUUUUAUACAAAUAAUGUGAUGCAACUUGAAGAGAUGCCACAUGGGCAUGAGGAAAUUGGAGCACUUUGUACAGAAUAUUCAGUAAACAUUACAUCUAAAAAGAAUUAUUACUUUGUGUGUGUAUAGAAGGUUUAACACCGUGUGUACUUUUCAUACCAGGGGUGGGGUAACUGUUUCUCAGAGGCCUUUAUAAAAAAAAUAAAAAAAAACAAAAAAAUUAUCAUUGUGUCGUACGAUAAUUUGCGUGUUAAAAUUGCAAUUCAAUUCCUUUGAGGGUGAAAUAAUAUGGCAAGCCUGGAUGAAAUGCUCACAUACGGUCCAUGUAAAAGUUCCGUCGGUUUCCCCACCCCUGAUUUGUUCAAUCUUACAUGUAAAGGUGUAUCACAAAUGGAGUAAACGCAAGUAAUUCAGUUAGCAGAAACAAUAACUGGAUGUCGUGGUUCAUUGUCCAAUACGUAUGCAAAUUUAAAUCACGACACAUAGGUCGGUUGCCUGUGAACUCUCAAAUAUCCAUGAACUCACUCCUUCAGGCCAAAGAGAUGCUAGUUCGGCCAUUUUCAAAUUAGCGUUCGGUUGAAGCCAUAAUGCACUUGGAAAUGGAAUCAAAGCAAAAUUCAAGUUGCCUGAACCACUGUGUCAACAUGUUCACAUCAUGUGUAACUUGUCAUGUGCAAAUUAAACAACUGUAUAUUAUGCAAUGAGAUGAUCGACGGAUGAACAGUCGUUAUGAUCGUCAUGCUGCACCGACAAUCUGUAAAUUGUGUGCUUCUCCAACCAAAAUGCACCGUGCUUUUUCUCUGCGAGUCCUGAACUAAAAGAGUCCAAAGGCCUUCUGUCCAUAUCAAAGAUCCAUUUUAAAACGUAACUUGCACUAACAUCUUGUCAUCACUGCUGUCUUGAAUGGUGGACAUAAUUGCCGCAGUUUUCAAGGGCUUUAAACAAGCAAUGCUGUACGUAGAAGACUUUGCGGGGCAACAUGUUAGCACUGUCAAAACGAGCGGUAAAAGUGAGCAUUGCUAAUUUCUUUAUGAUUUCCCCUCGUUCACAGUAGGCGUGUUGGUCAUUUUAUUUAUUGUACAGAUAGGACGCAAUGUGUUGUUGUCAAAACCAUGUAACCUUGCACAUGUUAUGUUGUUUCGAAGGAUCCGGCAAAGUGCAUAAUAUUAGCACGGAUACAGUUGAAUUGUUUUUAGUUCUACUUUGUUAGGAUAACUUUCAUGGUAUCAUGCUGUACAAGUAGAGAAGUACAGUUCUUUAAACUUGUGUUCAUUGUAGUUUUGAACCCUAAAUCUGUAGUUUUUUUUUCCUUGUUGAGCUUUUGUGUGUCUAUUGUUUAAGAAUACUCAAUUUGGUUUGCACUGAUAUUUAUUUAUGUUCUUAAGACUUUACUGCUCCUCUUGUAAGUGAUUCAGUUAUGUUGCUGUAUCAGGUGAACAGCAAUAUAUUUUAUGUGCUUUUUAAAGGAGAAGUGCUUGGUUUUUAAAGCUUGUUGUUUU
This is a messenger RNA of Hippocampus comes (tiger tail seahorse), 6528 nucleotides long. RefSeq names its product DNA-binding protein RFX7. Gene Ontology annotation, biological process: regulation of transcription by RNA polymerase II. Bases 409 to 4557 code for a protein of 1382 amino acids. Lineage: Eukaryota; Metazoa; Chordata; Actinopteri; Syngnathiformes; Syngnathidae. Gene Ontology annotation, molecular function: RNA polymerase II cis-regulatory region sequence-specific DNA binding; DNA-binding transcription factor activity, RNA polymerase II-specific. The transcript has 10 exons. The record is from RefSeq and is a predicted model, not a curated record.